Gastrolobium bilobum is the source of this 1495-nucleotide messenger RNA. RefSeq names its product putative GATA transcription factor 22. Lineage: Eukaryota; Viridiplantae; Streptophyta; Magnoliopsida; Fabales; Fabaceae. Bases 305 to 1207 code for a protein of 300 amino acids. Gene Ontology annotation, biological process: regulation of DNA-templated transcription. The transcript is spliced from 3 exons. The record is from RefSeq and is a predicted model, not a curated record. Gene Ontology annotation, molecular function: zinc ion binding; sequence-specific DNA binding.
UAGGGUUUUGUCCUACUAGAGUAGUGUUCGAGUAGUAACACUCCACUCCUCCUUUUAUCUUGUAUCUUCUCAAUUUGUCUUGUUUUGUAUAUGAGACUCAUCACGUGAAUGUCUCUAGCUCAGACAACUCUUCUCUUUUUAUAGCCUCUCCUUCGUUUCUUAAGUACCCUACCACCGUGUGUUCAUCCCCUUUCUCUUAACUCUUUUUAGAGGUUACCUAGAACCUUGUCAUUCUUAAUUUACCCUACCCUCUCUCUCUCUCUCUCUAUCUCUCUCUGUGUGUGUGCAAACAAUCCAUAUAUCCAUGACUCCUGUUUCUCUGAACCCUCCAGGUCCUUCCAUAGGUCAAAACCAACUCUUCAUUUCCCCUAAUAAUCAGGACUGCCGUUUCUUAUUUAACACACUUGAUCAAAGUCAAAGCAUAGAAAUUGGACGGUUAAGAGAAAAUUAUCAUCAGGAUAUUGAUAAACUGGUAUUGCAUGAUGAUGGAUCAUCAUCAAGCAAUCAUCAACUUUGCAAUUCAAUAUCAUGUGACCGUAAUUUAUCCUCGCACAAAAUGGAGGAAGAAGAUAGCAAAAAUGGUCACGGGUGUGCAAAAUGGAUGUCUUCAAAGAUGAGGUUGAUGAAAAAAAUGAUGAGACCAAGUAGCAGUGCAGCGACUGACAAAGCCAUCAAUACUACUACUACUUCUACUACUACUACUAUUACUACUACAAGUCCAAGAUUCCAAAAUGAAGGGCACCAAAACAGGUACAGCCAAAGAAGCCCUCGUAAUAACAGCACUACCACAACUAGGGUUUGUUCGGAUUGUAACACAAGCAGUACCCCACUUUGGAGGAGUGGCCCUAAGGGUCCUAAGUCGCUUUGCAAUGCAUGUGGCAUUAGACAGAGGAAGUUAAGAAGGGCAAUGGCAGAAGCUGCAAAUGGUUUGGCUAAGCCCGUAAAUGCACCAUCCACAAAGACCAGAGUGCAUAACAAGGAAAAGAAGUAUCGUAAAAAUCAUUUUGCUCAGUUGAAGAAUAAGUACAAGACCACCAGAACUAGUGCUGCAGGGUCAUCUCAGGGGGUACGGAAGCUUGAAUGUUUCAAGGACUUGGCAAUAAGUUUGAGUAAUAACUUGGCUUUUCAUGAGCAAGUGUUUCCACGGGAUGAAGUAGCUGAGGCGGCGCUGCUUCUGAUGGAUUUAUCUUGUGGUUUUCACUUUUGAUUACAUACACUUUUUGCCAUUUGAUUUUGUUUUUUACUUUUAUAUAAACAUAUUUUAUACUUAUUUGUUUGGUUUGUGAGACCGAGCUUAUGUAUCUGCAGCACAACCAAAAUAUGGUCGGUUGCAUUACAGCUACAAUGUUUAUGGUGAUUAAGUAGUAAUAAGUUUAUGUAAGCGUUCAUGUAUAUUUAGUUUUAUAUUGUAGCUUGGAAUUAUGGGAGAAGUGUUUCUGCACCAAUAGAUCAUAAGGUUAUCUUGUGUAACCCCAAAAUUAGUCAUUUCGAGUGU